This is a messenger RNA of Sparassis crispa, 432 nucleotides long. RefSeq lists its product as hypothetical. The coding region runs from base 1 to 432 and encodes 143 amino acids. NCBI's taxonomy places the organism in Eukaryota, Fungi, Basidiomycota, Agaricomycetes, Polyporales, Sparassidaceae. The record is from RefSeq and is a predicted model, not a curated record. The transcript has 2 exons.
AUGGGCCCCUCGCGUCGUCGUCAUAUAACCCGUACCAAGCGCGCAUUGAUGCGAUCGAUGCGCUCCCAGAACUACUCCGUGAGAGAUAUCUCGCAGUGGUUAGCUUGCGGCGAGUCGACCGUUGGCAAGGUUUUGCGAAAUGACUAUGGGGAUAGCCUUGAAGAGGACGUGGACCAUCUGGAUGGGCGGGCCGGCGAUAUCACCAAUGUCGACAACAUGUCCGAGGAUUCGAUUGCAAGAACACUUGCAACGCUCAAAGACGAGGAUGAAGACCUCGAAUAUGUCGAGGAUGCGACUAGCACCCGCGAUGAUGAGAGUGAUAAUCACCCAUCCAUCUCAACGGCAGCCCAAGGUGCUCGGAAGUCGGCGAGAUUGCGGGGACAGAAGGCCCCUUGUGAGAUUUUUAAUUACUUGUGCUACUUCCUGCUCUGA